GUAAAACUGCAUUCAGGUUCCAAGAGAAUGGGAAAGGAGUCAUACUGCUGUAUGUCUGAGGUUCAGAUUUUCCAUUAAUGCUGCAUUGAUCAAAAUCAAUAAAAUGACCUUAAUAGUUGAGAAUCCCUUUCAGGUGGGGAUUUCUAACCAGAGACUAGUAAGAUGGAAAUCUAUUUCUCCAGCAAUAAUAGAAAGUUAGAACAUCGUAGUACUCAAUUAGGGCUAUGGACUCCCGUAAUGCUGGAAGGUGAAAGUACAAACACUACAUUGAAGCAAGCUUUAUUUGCUGUCAUUUGAAAAACUUUCUAAAAACAUUUUGUAAUAGUUCAAAUAAUGAUUGGUUCUGAGCAGCACCUGGGAUUUACUGUUUUGCUAAGGUGACAUAUCAGGUGCUUCGAUUUAUUUUCUUGAUGACGUUCCAAUUAAAUUGUACCAGGGAACGAACUGCAAAGUUAAUCUGCGAGGUUUGUAUUUUUUUUUUUUUUUUUUUUUUUUAAAAAAGUAGCGAACAGGCUCCAACACCGGACCGCUGACCGCGGCAAACGCACGUGAUGUCAGCCCAAUUGCCGCGUCCACGCGCGUGAAAAUGCCGCGCUCCUGCCAACAGCUGAUUGGUGCGCCAGCGCUUUUAUCGACCAGCGCGCAGUUCGUGGGUAUUGCCGGUCACUGCUGGGUUCUCGCGUCUCACGAAUCGUCGCUGAUUGUGGAUGUGGGGGAUUUUAUGUGUGAUGGCGUGGCCGGGAAAAUUGGGGUCUUUUUUAGCCUGUUUUACUGUAAAUCUUGUCAUAUGUUGUGCGUUGGCAGGUCUCUAUGAUCUUGAUAAGCAAGAUAAUGUUGUGGGAGCUUUUAUACUACAUGAUAGACAAGGGUAUGGCAGGUGGACUAGCAAAAAAACUGCUUCAAAGGAUACAGUUCUAAUUGGGAAGAUAAUACUGGGCUCUAGUCAGAAGGGUAGGAAAGGAGAUAACCUCCCACAUAGGAAGGACUUGCAUGUGGACCCCUUCAGUAGCUCCCUUGAAGAUACUUCUGAAUAUCAGUCAGAUGCUGAUUGGAAUGCCUUGGAACGCCUGCAGGGUGAGGUUUAUGGUCCCCCUAGCUCUAAGAAUCCAGCUGUUAAGAGACUACUUGAAAUGGAACCUUCAGUACAGUGUCGAGACAACUUCAUGACUCUUCAUGUGAAAGGAAGCUUGCUGAGAUCUUCCUUGAUGGUAGAUGGAGGAGAUGGAUCGCUGCUUCCUCUAUCUCAAUUGCCUUCUCGUUGUGGCUAUUCUGUGAAGACAACAUGGCGUGACAUGGUUUUUACAGCACCCUAUGAUGGUUGCUAUGGUAUACAAGAGGGUGGCAGUCAUAUUCUGCCGUUGCACUGGCUGGGGACACCUAUGAAAAUGGCAUGUCCGCAUCGUCCCUCAACUGCUCCUGCCUCUGUUACCUGUUAUCCUUCUGGCAUGGUUGUGAAAAUUGAUGCACCCCAGGUUGUAGCCAAUGAGCUCAAUAUCAAAUUCAAGAAUGAAUGGAAACCACUCUUAUGGGUGUCAGCACAGUGUGGCUAUAGUGUGGUGACACACCCUGGAGGACUAAUAGUCACUGCUCCUUUCACACCUUGUCAUGAAAUGAAGGAUGGGAUUCAUUCAAUUGAGAUUCUUGAAGGGAAGAUCAAACUAUCUUGUCCUCGUGCAGCUGUUAAUGUGGGCUCUGUAGUGGACUUCAUUACAGUUCAUCACCCUGAAACCCCUGUUCCUGCCUACUUUCAAACGCCAAAACCUGCCCCAGCCCCUGCUGCCCCUUGGUCCCCAGGUUUUGUCUAUCCUCAGCCUUUAAAGCCAACUAUAGCUACUCGCAAACCUAUUCCUACCUUCCCUGAGCCUUCAAAACCUGCCUCAGCCACUGCUGUCCCGUGGAUCCCAGGCUUUGUGUUCCCUGAGCCUUCAAAACCUGCCUCAGCCACUGCUGUCCCGUGGAUCCAAGGCUUUGUGUUCCCUGAGCCUUCAAAACCUGCCUCAGCCACUGCUGCCCCUUGGCCCCCAGGCUUUGUGUUCCCUGAGCCUUCAAAACCUGCCUCAGCCACUGCUGUCCCGUGGAUCCAAGGCUUUGUGUUCCCUGAGCCUUCAAAACCUGCCUCAGCCACUGCUGCCCCUUGGCCCCCAGGCUUUGUGUUCCCUGAGCCUUCAAAACCUGCCUCAGCCACUGCUGCCCCUUGGCCCCCAGGCUUUGUGUUCCCUGAGCCUUCAAAACCUGCUUCAGCUCCUGCUGCCCCUUGGUCCCCAGGUUUUGUCUAUCCUCAGCCUUUAAAGCCAACUAUAGCUACUCCCAAACAUCUUCCUACCUUCCCUCAUCCUUCAAAACCUGUCCCAGCCACUGCUGCCCCUUGGUUCCCAGGCUUUCUGUUCCCUCAGCCUUCAAAACCUGCUCUAGCCACUGCUGCCCCUAGACCAGCUCCUGCCUACCCUAAGCCUGAAACUAGAAGAGAUGCUUUGCCUCCUCAUCAAUCCUAUAACAGUCCUAUUCCACCUUGGUCUGUCUACCUUCAGCCUGCUGCUUCUACCUGGGGCCCUCGGCGUUUCUACCCUCCCUACAGGAGCCACCCUCCAGCUGGCUACCCUUGCGGUUACUCUAACUGUUGGCCUAUCUCAUAUCAUCAGCACAACCACCUCCACCUGGAUUCGGGUAACUUUGCUGACUGUGCUCAAGUUUCUGCCCUAGCUGGAGAGCCUCAUCCUGCCUCUUAUGUCCCAGUAUUGCCUUAUUCCAAGAAAUAUAACCUGCAAUAUGCCCCCUUUUCCUCCAAGUCACUGCUUGGUGGUUCUGCCAUCCAGUUACCAACUCCAGCUUUGCCCCCUCAGGUAUCGCAUCAAGCCUUCAAGAACUAUUGGGACCUUGUUGUGCCUUUCUCUAGCUCUCAAUCUAACCCUAAAGGCCCUUCUGCACUACACUCAACCUCUCUUUCUCAAGAAGCUGUUGAUGUCCCUUUGCCUCACCCUCAUCUUGGGUCUAAUGCCAAUAAUUACUGGUCUGAUACUAGGCCUCUGUACCCUGCUCCUCAAACCCCAAAGCAACCAAUAUUUCCCCAUCGACCAGUCCAGCAUUUUAGUAAUGGCCAUAAGCCUCGUUGGUGAGAGCUUGCCUUUGACAGAAAGCUGACUAUUGGUGUUGAACUUGAUUCUGAAAGAAUGGUUCCUUUUUUGCUCUGGCUACUGGAAUUACAUAUGUAACU
Molecule: messenger RNA, 3211 nt
Organism: Scleropages formosus (Asian bonytongue)
Lineage: Eukaryota; Metazoa; Chordata; Actinopteri; Osteoglossiformes; Osteoglossidae
Product: BRD4-interacting chromatin-remodeling complex-associated protein-like
Exons: 6
Coding region: 708-3113 (801 amino acids)
Source: RefSeq, a predicted model, not a curated record